This is a messenger RNA of Paramormyrops kingsleyae, 3978 nucleotides long. Its product is annotated as rho guanine nucleotide exchange factor 26. Gene Ontology annotation, molecular function: protein binding; guanyl-nucleotide exchange factor activity. The record is from RefSeq and is a predicted model, not a curated record. Gene Ontology annotation, biological process: activation of GTPase activity. NCBI's taxonomy places the organism in Eukaryota, Metazoa, Chordata, Actinopteri, Osteoglossiformes, Mormyridae.
GCUUGAGUGCGGCGCGCUUAGCGGAGGCAUAGAGGGAAGCUGGACAUAGAAACUUGGGGGUUUAACGGAGAUUUUACCGAUAAACACAGAAGCGGCGGCGGAUACUUAUCGACUGAGCACGGCCACCUCCUGAAAGGUACUUUCCGCGCUGACUUUGUUAUCUUCGCAAGUUUGGUGCUGCCGUAUGCGGCAUGUUUUCGCAGUAAAAUGGGCAAACCUUAACGCAUCUUGAUCUGAAAAUCCGAGUCAAGCUUGCGGCUUUGCGGCUGUAAUGUCCACUUUGCGGGAAACCUGAACCCCGAUGAAGGUCCGCCAGUAAGUGUGCAAUCAAAAACUUUUUUUUUUUUUUGCAAAUACGCAACCGCCCGCAAACUUUGAGCAACUCUGAUAAAUGAUUAACAUUUUAAGCUUUUAAAUAUGGAUUACCCCGUUGCAUGGAUUAAGCGCAUCUGCCGGAUCGUACUGUUCGCACAUUGAACUCUAAACCUGCAAGACUUGAUAUGGAAGAAGGAAACGAGGUGGAUCUUUCCAAUAACAACAUCACUCCGCAAUGGAUGAGGCGGUGCCCCAGCGACAGGGGUGAACCCAGGUCUCGCAGCUAUAAGACUGACGGAGUGGAUGACAGGAGGACCAUUGCCUGCUCCCAGUCUACGGAAAAUAUUUUGUGCUCGACUGAGACACUGGUCCUGAAGCACACUUUGAAGAAACCUACUUACUACAAGCCCAGGAUGGUGAAAGUAAUUAGCAUUGGGGAAAAUGAUGAAAACAGUGAUCAGCCCCCUCUACCCAAGACCAAGUUGGAAAAUGAAGCAGCCAUUGUGGACAACCAGGCAUUCCACACGGUGAGCAGGACCCAGGCAAACAGAAACUGCCCACGUUGGCCAGGCAGCUCCCAUCCCAAUGACCAGCGCAGUGACGCCCGGGACUGCAUUUCCACCCCUGCGGCUUUGACCUCCAAGAAUGACCAGAUUGUUUUUGGGUCAAGCCUGGACUCACCGGACCACAUCUGGCAGAAACAGCGGUCACCCUCUGCCAUUAGAAACUGCAGCCAUUCGCCCCCCUCGGACUGCGGGGCCCCCACGGCAUCCGGAUCGACGUCUGACCCCCCCACCCCUAGCACGUCCUGCCCCUCGCCCAUGUCCUGCAGCACCUCGGACCCGCCCACGCCGCAGAGUCCUUCCCCGGAGGAGAGAGGCGUGCUUCUCCGCCAGGCCUCUGAAAACAGGGCCCCCUCCAACGUCGUACUGAGCACCAACAGUCCGGCGGCGCUGAAACUCGGCACCCAGCAGCUCAUCCCCAAGGCGCUGGCUUCCUGCAUGCGGUCCGGCAAAGCUGCCCCGGGUAACCAUGGCAACCAGGGCCUGCUGGAAGCGCCCAGGAGGGCCCCACGGGUACGGAGCAUGGUGGAGGCGGGGGCCUUUUUCUCCACCAGCGGGGACGGCACGGAUGAAACCCGCGACGGCGCUGACUGCAGUCCCGGCUCACUGAAGCGGGCGACGCGAUCCACGUCCUACCGGCGCGCCGUGGUCAGCGGGAUCGACCUGGAUGUCACCGACAUCCUGUGCCAGCCUCAGCUGAUCCUGCCAGAUGACAAGGAGCGGUCCCCUAGUCCAGCCAAGAACAAGACCCUGGAGAGGAAGAAAGGUUUGCCCACCCAGAAGACCUUCGACAGUGAGGGGGAUGAGGUUAUGUACCAGAACUACCAGGAGAAGGCGCUGCAUAACGACUCGGAUGAGGAAGCGGAGCCCAGGAUGCCCGAAUCUGACCCUGGCAUUGUGGUUCAGUACCGAUCCAUACAGACGUGCUGGAGCAGGCUGAGCGUGGUCAAAAAGAGUGGGGUGUGUGAGAAAAUGACCCCCGAGGAGAGGAAGAGGCAGGAGGCCAUCUUUGAGGUCAUCUCCUCAGAGUACUCCUACCUGCGCAGUUUGGAGGUGCUCAUCCGCAUGUUCAAGAAUUCCGCAGAGCUGAGUGACACCAUGACCAAAACGGAGAACCACCACCUCUUCUCCAACAUCACUGAUGUCUGUGAAGCCAGCAAAAAGUUCUUCAAGGAGCUCGAGGACCGGCACCAGCAGAACUUUGUCAUCGACGACAUCAGCGACAUCAUGGAAAAGCACGCCCGCUACACCUUUGACCCCUACGUGACUUACUGCUCCAACGAGGUGUACCAGCAGCGCACACUGCAGAAGCUCCUCACCAAGAACCCCACUUUCAAGGAGGUUCUGUCCCGCAGUGAGGCCCACCAGGACUGCCGGAACCUCCCCAUGCACUCCUUCCUCAUCCUGCCCAUGCAGCGAGUCACACGACUCCCCCUGCUGUUGGACACCAUCUGUCAGAAGACCGCCCAGGACUCUGUCUGUUACGGCGCGUGUAAGAAAGCCCUGCAGGCAGUUAGCAAGCUUGUGCGUCAGUGUAACGAGGGAGCCAGACGCAUGGAGAGGACUGAGAUGAUGUACACCAUCAACUCUCAGCUGGGCUUCAAGAUCAAGCCCUUCCCGCUGGUCUCCUCGUCCCGCUGGCUGGUGAAGCGUGGAGAACUCACCACCGUUGUGGAAGACAACAGCAGGUUCAUAAAGCGCGUGUCCCGGCUGCCUGUGUACCUCUUCCUCUUCAAUGACGUCCUCAUAGUCACCCGGAAGAAGAGUGAGGAGAGCUACACGGUGAUGGACUAUGCCCUGCGGGACCAGAUAAAGGUGGACUUGUGCCAAGCGGAUGAGCUGAACCUCUCCCCCGUGCGAACACCAAGCUCCAUGCUGACGUCCCGCCAGCCGGUCGCCUGCCACCUGUUCAAAAUGCGAUUCUGCAGCAACCACUCGCAGGAGAUGGUGUCCAGAGUGCUGGGGGCCGAGCAACUGAAUGAGCGCGCCCGCUGGGUCACUGCCCUCGGACAGAGCACCAAUGACAGGAAGAACAUGGAUAAAACCGAGCUGGCCCAGGUGGAGGUGACGAGGACGUACACGGCCAAGCAGCCCGACGAGCUCUCGCUGCAGGUGGCGGAUGUGGUGCUGCUGUGGCAGACUGUGGAUGACGGUUGGUACGAGGGCCAGCGGCUCCGAGACGGGGAGUGCGGCUGGUUCCCAGCGGAGUGCGCGGAGGUCAUCACCUGUCAGGCCACCAUCCAGCGCAACGUACAGCGGAUGGACCGGCUGCAGCGGCUGGAGACCAACGUGUGAAGCUAGCGGCUAGCGGCGGGGGGGCCUGGGCUGACGGCAAGAGCACCACCCCGGCUGCCAGGCUCACCUUUGUCUACCUGUAGCUAUAGCUGCCUCAUCGGGGACGUCCCCAUGUCUGCUUACAUCAUCAAGAAGGAUACAACCAUAUGAAGUUUCCCUCAUGGUUGCUGUGAUAUGCGAGGCAACAUUUUACGGUUUUAUCUGUUUUUCUGGUCAAUCUUGAAGCCCCCUAAGAGUGAAUCUUUAUCAACCAAUCAAAAAAACUGAAGGCUGUUAUUCAACCAACAAACGGGUAAUAUUGAGAAGGAAGGACUGACCAUUUACCAUUACAAUCUGGCCUCAAGGUCCUAUUUACUCAGGGACAAAUAUGUAUCAUUACUGUAAACCCAGCAAUGUGUUUUAAACCUACAGAUUUGACGGGCGCAUUUAAACAGCGUUGACUCUACAGUGUAUCUCAAGCAGCACUACACCCAAGUACGAUUCCUCAGACCACCAUCAUGGAAGAGGAUGACGUCUGGCACUGGUCCCGCUGGACUGGUGUGUAAACCAUAACCACUCUAGACAGGAAGCUUGCUGCCUUCUAAUCUGGUUAAGAUAAUGUGCAGCUUUAAUUGGGGGGGGGGGGGGGGGGGGGGGGGGAUGGUGGCUCACAGGACAUAAACAGUCUGUACAAAAACAAAAUUGAUAAUCCUGCCGAUUGCUCAUGCAUGGAGAGAGAGACUCUCCCAAUGGGAAAGGGGACUGCGGAGCACUGCAGAAUGUUCACUUAACAGACACCAUUAAAGAUUUUUAACUAAAAAAGGCA